AUGGCGUUCCUGCUGGAGCAACUGGGGGACCAGGUGCAAAUCACUGAUAAUGUGGUCAAGGCUGCAGCAGGUAACUUAUCUAAAGGAAAGGAAGUCAUGGCGCUCCUGCUGGAGCAACGAGGAGACCAGGUGCAAAUCACUGAAGACGUGGUCAAGGAGGCAGCGGGAAAUAAGUGGAAUGGAAAGGAAGUCAUGGUGCUACUGCUGGAGCAGCGAGGAGAUCAGGUGCAAAUCACUGAAGACGUGGUCAAGGCUGCAGCAGGUAACUUAUCUAAUGGAAAGGAAGUUAUGGCACUUCUGCUGGAGCAGCGAGGAGACCAGGUGCAAAUCACUGAUAAUGGGGUCAAGGAGGCAGCAGGUAACUUAUCUAAUGGAAAGGAAGUCAUGGCACUCCUGCUGGAGCAGCGAGGAGACCAGGUGCAAAUCACUGAAGAUGUGGUCAAGGAGGCAGCGGGGAAUAGAUGGAAUGGAAAGGAAGUCAUGGCGCUCCUGCUGGAGCAACGGGGGGACCAGGUACAAAUCACUGAUGAUGUGGUCAGGGCUGCGGCAGGAAAUGGGGAUAAUGGAAAGGAAGUCAUGGCACUCCUGCUGGAUCAACGGGGAGAAAAGGUGCAAAUUACAAAGGACAUUUUCUUAUCAGCUGCCUCUUGUGGGAAUGAAGAGGUCCUUUACCUCUUAGCACACAAACUUAACCAAGUAAACUCUCCUCACUUGGUUAGGAUAGCUCAACUCUACAAGGCAGCGGAGUCAGGUAAUCUUGCAAAGCUCAGGCAACUCCUUUGCGAAGGCACUCCACCUGAUACCCAAAAUAUCCGAGGAGUGACGCCACUCUGGAUUGCUGCAUCGAAUGGGCAGGUAGAAAUUGUCAACUUACUUCUCCAAACAAAUCAAGUGAAUGUCAACGCCAAAUCCAUUGCAGCAAGACCUCCCAUAUUCUGGGCUGCUGCUUGUGGCCAUGCUAAUGUUGAAUCGGUUAGUGCGAAUCAGCAUGGCACUGGCAUUAGCGAUGCUGCCACCGGCGACUUUGUGAUUCUAUCUGACAGUCAAGCCACUAUCAUCGCCUGCGCCCAACCGGUGCGACAAUCAGGCCAGUACAUCAUCCGCAGCAUCCUUCAAGGGCUUGGCCAAACCACUAACCGCAGCUCCGAACGAUCCUUGAGCCGCCUGGCUAAGAAAGCGCAGCUUCUCCUGGGCGCCGGAACAGCCACCACCGCCCGGACGAUUAGUUUGGCCUCGUACUACAUCCUCGCGAACCCGGAAAUCAAGGCGAAACUACAAGUCGAGUUGAAGGACCCAAUGGCGAAUUGGAGAAGCUGGCUUAUCUCCAAGCCAUCAUCAAGGAGUCUCUACGGUACUGUCUCCCCCCUCCCCCCUUCCAAACGAUUAAGCUACGCUGCCAUGCAACGCCUCCCCCCGGAUCUCCCCCGACCUCCCAAUCCAAUACAAAAGGUUUACAAUCCCAGCAGGCGUAAACCAAUACCGCACACACCCACAAUCCAAUCCAAUCCAAUCCAGUAUAAAUUCUACUCUGGGAUCCCCCAGACCCUUGUCGGCAUGUCCGUCUACCUCAUGCACUCAGAUCCGUCCGUCUACCUCGAUCCCAAAAGCUUUCUCCCCGACCGCUGGCUCGGCACCUUCCACCCAUCUAUGUACUGGAAAUACGUCCCGUUCACCCACGGAUCAAGGAGUUGUCUAGGCAGGGAAUACGCUACGUUACAUUACGCUAUGUUCUGCUUUGCUCCUCCUCCCCCGUUCCCUUUCUAG
Messenger RNA from Aspergillus alliaceus, 1764 nucleotides. RefSeq lists its product as uncharacterized. NCBI's taxonomy places the organism in Eukaryota, Fungi, Ascomycota, Eurotiomycetes, Eurotiales, Aspergillaceae. The transcript has 4 exons. The coding region runs from base 1 to 1764 and encodes 587 amino acids. The record is from RefSeq and is a predicted model, not a curated record. Gene Ontology annotation, molecular function: heme binding; protein binding; iron ion binding.